Molecule: messenger RNA, 2403 nt
Organism: Lobosporangium transversale
Lineage: Eukaryota; Fungi; Mortierellomycota; Mortierellomycetes; Mortierellales; Mortierellaceae
Product: P-type II D ATPase
Exons: 2
Coding region: 1-2403 (800 amino acids)
Biological process (GO): calcium ion transmembrane transport; intracellular calcium ion homeostasis
Cellular component (GO): plasma membrane
Molecular function (GO): ATP binding; ATP hydrolysis activity; P-type calcium transporter activity
Source: RefSeq, a predicted model, not a curated record
AUGGUUUUCUCCUCAACCACCGUUGUCAAAGGACGAGCAAAAGGCAUUGUUGUCGGCACUGGAAUGAAAACCCAGAUCGGAAAGAUCGCAACGACUCUAAUGAACGUCGACUCGAAUGAACAGACCCCCUUGCAGAAACGUCUCACAAAGAUGGCUUACUUCGUUUUCGUGGCUGCUCUAAUCCUUGUCCUCAUUGUUUUUGCUGUGCAUGGAUUCAAAUAUUCGAAUGAAGUCGCCAUUUAUGCCAUCUCUGUUUCAAUUGCCAUCAUCCCUGAAGGACUCGUAGCUGUCGUGACCUUGACCAUGGCCUUUGGUGUCAGUCGUAUGGCUGAAGUCAAGGCUAUUGUUCGCCGCCUCUCGUCCCUUGAGAGCUUGGGUGCUGUCACUAAUAUUUGUUCUGACAAGACUGGUACUUUGACUCAGUCUAAGAUGGUCGCUGUACGUAUGUGGCUCCCAAGCGAUGGUUUCUAUCGUAUUACUGGCACUGGGUUCGUCCCUGAGGGCGGUAUUUACCGCCAGGGUGAAUCUUUAGGUACUGAAUUCAUGGCACAAGAAGAGAAGAUCGUGGUGGGCAGCGGUUCCAGCCAGCUCCUUCAUACCCUCCAAGCUGCAUCUCUCUGCAACAUGGCUGAACUUCGCCGAACUCAACAUCCCGAGACUCAUGGCGAGUGGUCUGCAAUUGGUGAUCCUACAGAGAUUGCUCUUCAAGUCCUUGCUUAUAAGGCAGGCCUUCCCAAACCUGAGCUGGUUGCGCAGGGUUUCAAUUUGAUCGCCGAAUUCCCAUUCGAUUCAUCCGUCAAGCGCAUGUCGGUCCUCUACCAGAUACCGGCCACUGCUGGAUAUGCAUGUGAAAAAGUCAUCUUCAUGAAAGGUGCUACUGAGCGUGUCAUUGGUUGCUGUAAUUAUUGGCGUGAUGGCGAUGUUGAGCGUAGUUUCCUCGACGAGAAAGAUAAUACUCGUGCUUCGUUUGAGGCCAUGAUCACCGAAAAGAUGAACGCUCUUGCCGAGAUGGGUCUUCGCGUUUUGACACUAGCCUAUCGUAAGUUUGAAGCUUCCGCUAGUGUUGAUUUGGCUCGUGAUCUGGGCCGUGAGGAGGUUGAAUCCAACAUGGUUUUCUUGGGUUUGGUCGGUAUCUAUGAUCCCCCUCGAGCCGAGUCACGUCCUGCUGUGCUCAAGUGUUAUGAGGCUGGCAUUCGUGUUCAUAUGUUGACUGGUGAUCACCCCUCUACUGCUGCUGCUAUUGCUAAGGAAGUCGCUAUUAUUCCUGAGGACCUUGAUGUGAAGAAAAGCCAGUUAAUUAUGACGGCUUAUCAGUUUGAUUCUAUGUCGGAUGAAGAAGUUGACCGUCUUGUGGAGCUUCCUCGCGUUGUCGCUCGCUGCGCCCCCGACACUAAGGUCAAGAUGAUUGCCGCUCUCCAUCGUCGCAACCUGUUUGCCACCAUGACUGGAGACGGCGUCAACGACUCACCAUCACUCAAAGCUGCUAAUGUUGGUAUUGCCAUGGGUCAGUCAGGAUCCGAUGUCGCCAAGCAGGCUGCUGAUAUCGUCCUGACGGACGACAACUUUGCCACUAUUGUCAAAGCUAUUGCGGAAGGUCGCCGCAUGUUUGCUAACAUCCAGAAGUUUGUUCAGCACUUGAUGUCCGCUAACGUCGCUGAGGUCGUUCUUUUGGUCAUCGGACUUGUUUUCCAGGACAGAGAUGGCCAUUCUGUCUUUCCCAUGAGUGCUGUUGAAAUUCUGUUCUUGAACAUGAUCACAUCCUCACCUCCUGCUAUGGGUCUUGGUCUUGAGCCUCCAAGCGAGUCCAAUAUGCGAGAGCCUCCACGCUCAGCCAAGCAGGGCCUCUUCUCUUUCGAGGUCGUUAUGGAUACAUUUGUGUACGGUCUCGCAAUGGGUGCCCUUUCAUUUGCCAACUUCUGCAUUGUUAUCUUUGGCUUCAACAAUGGUGAGUUUGGUUCCGAGUGCAACAGUGAGUACUCUGAUCUCUGUGAUGGUGUCUUCAGGGCCCGUGCCACAUCCUAUGCAGGCAUGACUUUCUUGAUCCUCGCCCACGCUAUCAACUGUCGCGCAUUACGCGAGCCUGGUUGGACCCGUAAGAACCUGGCGACUUUAAAGUAUAACAAAAUGCUUUGGCUAUCCAUUGUUAUUGGUGCCCUUUUGGUCUUCCCAGUUAUUUACAUUCCAGGCUUCAACAAUAAUGUCUUUAAGCACACGUAUAUGACUUAUGAGUGGGGGCUUGUUAUCGCCUCAUUGGUUAUUUUCAUUGCUUUUGCUGAACUGUACAAGAUGAUCAAGCGCCGUGUCAUGAAGCCCCUUCAUUAUCAGACUGGUAUUGAGCAAGAGAUGAAUCGCAUGCGUACAGCUGCUUCCUUCAAUGACUCUGUCCUUGAAGGCAAGGAAUGA